Molecule: messenger RNA, 1002 nt
Organism: Angiostrongylus costaricensis
Lineage: Eukaryota; Metazoa; Nematoda; Chromadorea; Rhabditida; Metastrongylidae
Source: the annotation of a GenBank genome assembly
AUGUUGCCGUGGCUGAUGACAGCGUGUAUCUACCCGUGUGUUGUAGGACCGGAUUUCUGGGGUUUGGUGAACCGCGACUGGCGAAUGUGUACUGCCGGUCAGAUGCAGAGCCCUGUGAACAUCGAUCCAGCUCAACUACUCUUCGACCCGCAUCUUGGACGAAUAUCGAUUGACGACGUACACGUGGAAGCAACAUUCGAAAAUAUUGGUCAAUUGCCAAUAAUCACUAUUGACGAUGCACUGUCUAGAACAUCGGUGAACAUCACUGGUGGACCAGCGCUGCCGUACAGAUAUCGACUUCAUCAGAUUUCCAUUCACUUUGGCCAACCCGACGGUGAGAGGGGUUCUGAACAUACGGUUGAUCGUGUUCGAUUUCCAGCUGAGGUCCAAUUGUUAGCUUACAAUAUCGAUUUGUACGCAAACUAUAGCCAAGCAGUUACACAACCACGAGGAUUGUUGGCAAUUUCCGUUAUUGUUGACAUUGGUAGCACUACAGAAGUGGCCUUACGACGAUUAACUGUUGCAUCACAAAGUAUCACGUAUAAAGGCAUGCGAACGGCUCUUCGACAACUACAUCCAGCCGGUUUGCUACCGCGUACCGCUCAUUAUGUCACAUACGAAGGUUCUUUGACAAUUCCUGGUUGUCAUGAGACAGUGACGUGGAUAAUAAUGAACAAUCCUAUUUAUAUCACAAGAGAUGAUUUACAAAUAUGGAAUGAACUACAAAAAACCGAAAGUAAACAACCUGAUCCAGCUUAUAUGAUGCCUGUGUAUCGACCGCUGAAAGCUCUGAAUGGUCGACUGCUAAGAACAAACAUAAAUCUUAGCUACAAGCAAAUAUCAUCACCAUCGUGUUCAUCGAACAUCUACACGGAAAUGGGCUAUCGAUCGAAUCCAGCAAGAUCGCUUUACAAUCAAUCAAUAACAAGACGAAGUGAUGACGUUUUCGAAUUGGAAAACAGAGAGCCGACUGAGAAUUUUGAGAGCGUAGAAUCCGUAUAA